GCUGCAGCCGCUCCGCGCCCGCGGCGUCCGCCCGCCCGCCCGUGAGCACCCCCGGCCGCGGCUGCGCCGGGGAACCCGCGGCCGCCCGCCCGAGCGCCGCGCUGCCCCCCCGGAUCCCCCCGAGCCCAGCGGGAGCCGCGGCGGCCGCAGCCGCGUUGCGGCGGGGAGGUGGGAGCCGCGUUUGGCGGCCGGGGAAGGCAACGUUAUAAAAAGCCUUUGUCUUGGGAAUCAGCAUCGCAUCUCUCCUGCCGCCCGACGUGCUGCCGGCGGGGGCGAAAGCCGCAUUUUGGGCUCGUUUGUUCUUUUCGCCGCCCCAGGCAUGUCUUGACACAGCCGCGAGAGAGCCUGGCGUUUCCAUGCACUUCCGACGGAUGUCUUUGGCUGGGGCGAGAGCGGUGGGGGUUUGAGACUUUGUAGCCUAUCUCGGUGCGAGCGUCUGUGAGGUUCCCAUGAUCGCAGUGUGAAGGAGGAAGAACUAGGAGAAAGAAGCAGUUGUGUUGGUUUCUCUUCUUGCUGGGUCAGCCUUCCUGGAUGGUUGCAUUAUUGACUUGUGGACACAUUGUCAAGCGCUCACAGAGAAAAAGGCUUGAUUAUUUCCCCCCGUGUUUGGUUUCCGUCGUGAUCUCUGUGCAGAAAUCAUCACUUUUCUCCCAGUUCGCCGGUCCGCACAGAGCAGCAGGAAUAUGCUCAUGAAGGAGUACCGGAUCUGUAUGCCUCUGACAGUUGAAGAGUACAGAAUUGGACAGCUGUACAUGAUCAGCAAGCACAGCCAUGAGCAGAGUGACCGAGGGGAGGGUGUGGAGGUGGUGCAGAAUGAGCCCUAUGAAGAUCCCAACCAUGGCAAUGGGCAGCUCACAGAAAAACGGGUCUAUCUCAACAGCAAACUGCCUAGCUGGGCUAGAGCAGUUGUCCCCAAAAUAUUUUAUGUUACAGAGAAGGCCUGGAAUUAUUAUCCUUACACAAUCACAGAAUACACAUGUUCAUUUUUGCCUAAAUUCUCCAUUCAUAUAGAGACAAAAUAUGAGGACAACAAAGGAAGCAAUGACAGUAUUUUUGACAAAGAAGCUAAAGAUCUGGAGCGAGAAGUCUGCUUUAUUGAUAUCGCCAGCGAUGAGAUUCCCGAGCGCUAUUACAAGGAAUCAGAGGAUCCCAAAUACUUCAAGUCACAGAAAACAGGGAGAGGCCAAUUGAAAGAAGGCUGGAGAGAGACCCAUCAGCCAAUUAUGUGUUCCUACAAACUUGUGACUGUGAAAUUUGAGGUCUGGGGACUUCAAACCAGAGUAGAGCAAUUUGUACACAAGGUGGUCAGAGACAUCCUCCUGAUCGGUCACCGGCAGGCGUUUGCCUGGGUGGAUGAGUGGUAUGAUAUGACUAUGGAUGAUGUUCGAGAAUACGAGAAAAAUAUGCAUGAAAAAACCAACAUUAAAGUUUGCAACCAACAUUCAUCUACUGUGGAUGAAAUAGAGAGCCAUGCCAAAGCAAGAACAUGACAAUGGAUGAAGUCCGAGAGUUCGAACGAGCCACUCAGGAAGCUACCAACAAGAAGAUUGGGGUUUUCCCACCGGCAAUAUCUAUCUCUAACAUUUCCAUGCCUUCCUCAACCCGCAGUGCUCCAUCUAGUG
This is a messenger RNA of Prinia subflava (tawny-flanked prinia), 1622 nucleotides long. It is a transcript of the gene PITPNC1, whose product is annotated as phosphatidylinositol transfer protein cytoplasmic 1. Lineage: Eukaryota; Metazoa; Chordata; Aves; Passeriformes; Cisticolidae. The coding region runs from base 684 to 1490 and encodes 268 amino acids. Gene Ontology annotation, molecular function: phosphatidylinositol transfer activity; phosphatidylinositol binding. The transcript has 10 exons. Gene Ontology annotation, cellular component: cytoplasm. The record is from RefSeq and is a predicted model, not a curated record. Gene Ontology annotation, biological process: phospholipid transport.